This is a messenger RNA of Caenorhabditis sp. 36 PRJEB53466, 3359 nucleotides long. NCBI's taxonomy places the organism in Eukaryota, Metazoa, Nematoda, Chromadorea, Rhabditida, Rhabditidae. The record is from the annotation of a GenBank genome assembly.
AUGUCUCAAUUCGACGAGGCAUUCAAGGAGUUCAGCAAAAAUCCGACGCCCGCCGCGCUAGAAUGCUUUGCAUCGUAAGUGCAAUCAAAUUUAUGCCAUGAAAUUAAACAAUUGGUUUACAGUCAGAUGGAAGUGGUUUCCAAAAUGCUUCCAAAUGAGGUGGUGAAGUCCGGUCUAGUGGCGUGCAUCAGGGAAAUGAUGAGCAAGCCCAAGUUCUCGGAGGCCCGCAAAAACGAGGCAAUGCUCCGUCUCUAUAAGAUAAUGUGUCGUGUCAGUACGACUCUCGGAGGAAUCGGCAUUUACAAAGAGCUCGAAAAGAAAGGCGACUUCGUGAAUUCGCUCAAGUUUCACCUUCAGUGGGCUGAAGAGUGCGCCAAAAAGAACCUAGCAGAUCAAUUCGAGACUGUUCUGAAUUUAGCACGAAAACGCCUCAGUGACAGAAUGGAUUUGACCAGUCUGGAAUCUGGCUUCCGUGAUAUCGCCGAUGAUUAUUUUAGCGACAGAGUAAACCAUUUGUUCAUAAAUCCGGACGACACGCUCAGCAUGUUCGAUACUCGCUUGUACAACAAUGGCGUGGCUAAGAAAGGUAGAAUGGUCAUGAUCAGAUCUUUGAUGUCCCAAACUUAAAAUUCCAGCGAAAAGACGUUCUUCGGUGUGUCAUCUUCGCCAAGUCGCCCCAAUCAAUAACACAGGAAAGAAUGCAUUUGGACCACGAAGUUGGUUAAAAAAAAUUUUUUUGUACAAAUUAACGUUUCAGCCAUCACGAACUUACGCUCCGAGUUCAUAGACACUCCGGACCGUGACGGUAUCUCGAUCGAAGAGUUCCGUUACGCCAAGUGGAGAGAUGAUUUCGGAGAAGACGUCGACAAGAGGAGGGACUCGGGAAUUGUAAUGCCGACCUACAAGUGCAACGAAACUGACUUGAAGACCCGCGAAGCUGUCGACUCCAGAAUGAACUCGAAUCCGCGAAGACGUCAGUUAUCCACGCUCAGCGAAAAGACCGCGGAGGAGCAUGAGGACGAGAAGAGAAGCAGAAUCUUUUCUCCGCAAGUGCCAACGAAGGACGCUGUCAGACCGCCUCUCCGGGAUUCGAUGCUCAAGGAAAACAACCCUCCAACUAUCACGCUCUCCUCAGAUACCAAGAUUACUGCAAACGACACGACAUUCGAGAAGGACAGCGAGCCGUGGGCGUCGGAGGCGGACAAUGAGAAACUGCUGCUGAUGGCGUCUGGCAAGAAGGAGAACAGUCGUCCGGAACGCACUCUGAGCACUUCGUCGCAGUUUUCCACCCUCUCUUCUCGGACUGCAAAGAGCGGAGCCGGUCUGGAGCUGAUGGCCGAGAACAAGUGUUUGGAGGCUCAUGCCAUGUUCUCUGAUACGGUUCAUUUGGGCUACGAAAAGACGAUGAUGGUAGAAGACGACUCAGUGAUUAUAGAAUCAGAACCGACGAAGUCUCUGGCUCCCACUCAAUUGUCAAACGCUACCACGGACUUUUCUGUUCUUUGUGAUCCGGAUCCGACAAUGCACGCGACAAACGAUCGUUUGAAAAAGCCGUCAAAUGGCCUAAACGUCGUGUACGAUGAGCUGGCAGGUGACGAAGAAGUGAAACGUCCGCAACAUGAAGACGUUCUUCCCUCGAAGUCGAUCACCACUCCACCAUCGUUCAACAACCUCGAUGAAUGUAAGUUCUGAUGUAGCAUGUUUUCAUAAUAAUCGCCGUGAAGUUCCAGUGGACGACGACUUCUUCGGAGGAUUCGCCAAACCACUGCGUGGAAGUAUCGUAACCUCUACGCCGGCAGUCGGAAUUCCAUAUGUAGACGUUGAAGAGUACUUCGGAAACAAAGACGAAGAGGCGGCGGAGCAACAGAAUGCUCCGACCUUUGUGGCUCCUUCCAGCAGUACUUUCCAUCGCCUGGUAUCCAACGAAUUGAGAUUCGUUCGAUUCUCAUUUUCAGAUGCGUCGCAAGUCGGCUGCCCCCGCGAAUACUCUCGCAGCUCCACCGCCAUCGAAGCCAGUUCAACAAGCGCAGCCGACAUUCCAGAAGAACAACUCGUCGAUAGAGGCUCUCUCAGAGAACCUGGAAAGGCGCUUGUCUCUGGGCGCCGAAGAGAUUCAGAAGGCCAUCGAAGACGAGGCGGAAACGACCGGAAUUAGGAACAGACGGCGCAGCGAAGUGAUGAGGGGCGAGAUGAAUCCGUGGGACGAAGAGAUCCGCAAGAAGCUGAUGUCGCUCGUUCGCCCGCCGACGAACAUGCACGAGUUUCCAGUAAGCCACAUUUGCUCUGUUCAUUUCCAGUAAUUACGUUUUCAGUCGAGAUCUCCAAAAAUUCAAGCUAACCGAGAUUUUGAAGCCGGAGGAGAGCGCUUCCAAAUCCAGUCGCUUAUCGGACAGGGAGGCUAUGCGAAAGUGUACCGUGCGCUGAACGAAGAAGGAAAGACGAUCGCAGUGAAGUACGAAGUGCCUUCGUGCUCCUGGGAGGUGUACAUCUGCGAUCAGAUGCGGAACCGGCUGCUGAAAGACGGAAAGGAGAAGAUGGCCGACGGGUGCAUCAUGCAGGUCAUGGAUGCGUACGUUUUCUCGACGGCAUCUCUUCUCGUCAACGAGUACCACGAGUACGGAACGCUUUUGGAGUACGCCAACCACAUGAAGGAUCCAAAUUGGCAUAUCACGUGCUUCCUCAUCACUCAGAUGGCUCGCAUUCUGCAGGAUGUUCACGGAUGCAACAUCAUCCAUGGAGACAUCAAGCCGGACAACUUUAUCAUAACUAGAAAGUUAGUGAAUUAGAAAAAGUGGUGGCGAGCAAUAAUUCUAUUCAGAAUCGACGCAAACUGGAGCAAGGAUGCGCUGCUGAGCUCGGACACGUUCGUCUUCAAACUCAUCGACUGGGGUCGUGCCAUUGAUAUGCGCCCAUUGACUGGCAAAACCUUCAAAGGAAGAGCUGGAACAGAAGGAUUCGAUUCGCCCGAAAUGAUCGAUGGACGCCCGUGGACCUAUCAAGCCGAUUACUUCGGAUUCGCCGCCACCAUGGCUGUGCUUGUCACUGGAAAAUACGCGAAGCUGAUGGGAAGUACCGUCGGAGAAUACUCGCUCAAUGUGGACAUCAAGAGGUUCGUCAGUUGCAGUGUUUCAUAAACUCAUCAAGCUUUUUCCAGACGCAACACUCUUCGCGAAACCAUCCUCGAUGUGACCAACAAAUUCCUGAACAUCAGUUCGUGUGCAACUCUCCCUGACUGGAAUGAAGUGAUUCGUUCGUUCUCCGAUGUUUGGGAAGAGAAAUUCGACGUGUCGGCGUGGAGACAAGCCGUUUCGAGAUUCAACGAAUCGUGCGAGUUGGCAGCGACAAACAACAAAAAUUAA